Molecule: messenger RNA, 1239 nt
Organism: Mugil cephalus (flathead mullet)
Lineage: Eukaryota; Metazoa; Chordata; Actinopteri; Mugiliformes; Mugilidae
Product: mucin-2-like
Exons: 2
Source: RefSeq, a predicted model, not a curated record
CAUGCUCCAGAAAUUACUACUGUUCCAGAAAAUACCACUGCUCCAGAAACUACUACUGUUCUAGAAAAUACUACUGCUCCAGAACCUACAACCACUACCUUUGCUCCACAUACUCCUGUUCCUACUACCUUUGCUCCACCUACUACUACUACUACUACUCCAGAAAAUACUACUACUACUACUAGUUUUGCUCCAGAAACUACUAUUACUGCCUUUGCUCCAGAAAAUACCACUGCUCCAGAAACUACAACUACUACCUUUGCUCUACCUACUAUUAAUACUACUACCACUGCUCCAGAAACUACUACUGUUCCAGAAAAUACCACUGCUCCAGAAAUUACUACUGUUCCAGAAAAUACCACUGCUCCAGAAACUACUACUGUUCAAGAAAAUACCACUGCUCCAGAACCUACAACUACUACCUUUGCUCCACCUACUAUUAAUACUACUAACACUGCUCCAGAAAUUACUACUGUUCCAGAAAAUACCACUGCUCCAGAAACUACUACUGUUCUAGAAAAUACUACUGCUCCAGAACCUACAACCACUACCUUUGCUCCACAUACUCCUGUUCCUACUACCUUUGCUCCACCUACUACUACUACUACUACUCCAGAAAAUACUACUACUACUACUAGUUUUGCUCCAGAAACUACUAUUACUGCCUUUGCUCCAGAAAAUACCACUGCUCCAGAACCUACAACUACUACCUUUACCCCACCUACUAUUAAUACUACUACCACUGCUCUAGAAACUACUACUGUUCUAGAAAAUAGCACUGCUCCAGAAACUACUACUGUUCCAGAAAAUACUACUGCUCCAGAAACUACUACUGUUCCAGAAAAUACCACUGCUCCAGAAACUACUACUGUUCUAGAAAAUACCACUGCUUCAGAACCUACAACUACUACCUUUGCUCCACCUACUAUUAAUACUACUACCACUGCUCCAGAAACUACUACUGUUCUAGAAAAUACCACUGCUCCAGAAACUACUACUGUGCUAGAAAAUAGCACUGCUCCAGAAAGUCCUAUUCCUAGUACCACUGUACCAGGUCCAAAUAAUACUUCAAAUACUACCACUCCUCCAAAUACUACCAUUAUCCCUAAUAAUACCACUUCUCCAACUACUACUACUCCAACUACAACUACUACUACCACCACUACUCCAACUACUACCACUACUACUUCCACUACUCCAACUCCAACUACUACUACCACUACUCCAACUCCUUGGUAA